Molecule: messenger RNA, 903 nt
Organism: Metschnikowia bicuspidata var. bicuspidata NRRL YB-4993
Lineage: Eukaryota; Fungi; Ascomycota; Pichiomycetes; Serinales; Metschnikowiaceae
Gene: NIT3
Product: putative hydrolase
Exons: 1
Coding region: 1-903 (300 amino acids)
Biological process (GO): oxaloacetate metabolic process; L-glutamine metabolic process
Cellular component (GO): mitochondrion
Molecular function (GO): omega-amidase activity
Source: RefSeq, a predicted model, not a curated record
AUGUCGGUAUUGAAAUCGCCCCUUGCGCAGAACUUGAAAAUUGCUUUGAUUCAAUUGAAGGCCAGCGCCGACAAGGCAGCCAACUUGGCCAAAGUCGCCCGCUACAUUGACACUGCCGUGGCGGAGUCCAAAAUCGGUAAGUUGGACGUGGUCAUGUUGCCCGAAUGUUUCAAUUCCCCCUACGCCGUGGACAAAUUCCGCGAGUAUGCCGAGCAAAUUCCAGGCGGCGAAACCACUACUUUCUUGGCAGACUUGGCUAGAAAGCAUGGACUCUUCAUCGUGGGAGGCUCAAUUCCAGAGCAGGUGACAUCCACCGACCAGAUCUUCAACACUUCUUUGACCUUUGAUCCCCUGGGCGCCAUUGUUGCUGUGCACAGAAAGGCGCAUUUGUUUGACAUUGAUAUUCCAAACGGAAUCACGUUCAAGGAGUCCCUCACGUUGAGUGCCGGAGACAAGGCCACGGUCUUCAAGAUGGGGGACUUUGGCAAUGUUGGCUUGGGAAUAUGCUACGAUAUCCGGUUUCCGGAGUUAGCCAUGGGCGCGUCCAGGGCGCCCAACAACGCGUUUGCCAUGUUUUAUCCGGGCGCUUUCAACACCACCACGGGCCCCUUGCAUUGGCACCUUCUUGCACGUGCCCGUGCCGUGGACAACGAGGUGUUCACUGUGUUGUGCUCACCUGCACGUGACGUCGGCGGCUCUGGGUACCAGGCUUAUGGCCACUCCUUGGUUGUGGAUCCUUCUGGAAGAAUUGUGGCCGAGGCAGGGGAGGGGGAGGAGGUGUUGUAUGCGGAGCUUGACAAGGAAUUGCUUCCUGCGGCCCGCUCAGGCAUCCCCGUGCAUUACCAGAGAAGAUACGAUAUUUACGACGAUGUCACAAAGAGCUUGAAGGUCUCGGACAAGUAG